Messenger RNA from Ostreobium quekettii, 292 nucleotides. Lineage: Eukaryota; Viridiplantae; Chlorophyta; Ulvophyceae; Bryopsidales; Ostreobiaceae. The record is from the annotation of a GenBank genome assembly.
AUGGUUCUUGCACAGUUUCAACUAGCUUGGCCCACUGUUUCGGCAACAGUCAUAGAUAUGACAAAGAAACACCAGAUGUAUUGCAGGUCAUUGCCUAACUUCUUCCUGCCUAAGGUGCUCCACCCUAACCUGGUGGUCUUUACACAUUGCUUGUUGCGAUCCUUUCUUUUGCAGGAAGAUGUUUGUGUGCUGCCAGUUGAAGAUAGGAGAAGGUUUGCUGCAAUGAGGUAUUUCAGCAUCAUUGGAUCAAAAGAAGUGAAAGAUGCAGGAUGCCUGCUUCCAGAGUACCCAG